Molecule: messenger RNA, 687 nt
Organism: Williopsis jadinii
Lineage: Eukaryota; Fungi; Ascomycota; Saccharomycetes; Phaffomycetales; Wickerhamomycetaceae
Biological process (GO): import into nucleus
Cellular component (GO): cytoplasm
Source: RefSeq, a predicted model, not a curated record
CUUGUUAUUGGGGGAUCGGGACUAGUUGGAUCCCAUUUUAUUCACGAGGCCCAAAAUUCUAUAAUGGUGAGCAAGAUAACUGUGAUUUCCCGGAGAGACGCACUGUUCUUCAAGCAGUUCGACAAAGUUAAUCUUAUUAUUGAGACCGAGCCAUUACUCUGGUGUAAGUGGAUCCAAGGCUUGGGCCAAAUCGAUGUAUUGUUCUCGGCGUUGGGUGCAACACGAGGAGACGCUGGUACUAUAUCAGCACAGCGGGCGGUUGACUAUGAUUUGAACAUGAUGGUGGCUCAGCAGGCAAAGUUGAAGGGAGCAAAGGUGUGUGUACUCGUUUCUUGCUUCAACAAUCCGAUAAUCAGUAGAAUCUUCAAAUACUUUGCGUUGAAAAAACAGGUUGAAGAGGGAAUAUGCUCGCUCAAGUUUGAUUCGACGGUGAUCCUCCGACCUGGGCCCCUAGUUGGACACAGGGAGCACACAACACCCAAUCACACAAUGAGAAGUAUAUUGUCGACACUAAUAGCAGAAUACACAUACAAGACUCCUUUCAGUUGUCUCGUUGGUGGAUCCAUCAACGCCACAGAGGUUGCAGCUGUGGGUAUGUUCAUGAUCGAGACGAGUAAAUAUCUGAAGCUGCAGAGAAUCAUUUCGAGUUCAGAAAUGAUACAGCUAUGUGAUGCAUUGGACUCUAUA